Messenger RNA from Dermochelys coriacea (leatherback sea turtle), 1571 nucleotides. It is a transcript of the gene MSANTD4, whose product is annotated as Myb/SANT DNA binding domain containing 4 with coiled-coils. Bases 378 to 1424 code for a protein of 348 amino acids. The record is from RefSeq and is a predicted model, not a curated record. NCBI's taxonomy places the organism in Eukaryota, Metazoa, Chordata, Testudines, Dermochelyidae. The transcript is spliced from 4 exons.
GGGCGGGGGCCAGCCUCCCCCAGCGGGCGGUUCACCCGCCGCCACGGGUUCUCCAAUGGGAGACGGGGGCGCUGUUAAAGGGCCGGUGAGCCGACCGAAGGGGAGUGCUGGGCGCCGACUAACACGGCUGCUACUCUGAAACCUGUCAGAAGACAGAAUACUGGGCUAGAUGAACCAUUGGUCUGAGCCAGUAUAGUCAUACUUAGGAUCUUAACAAGCCUGGCAAAUAGAAAGAUGACCAAGUAAUGAGAAAACUCACUACCUGAAGAAUUGAAUGCCACUUUGUGAUUGUUUUUUAAAUCAUAUUUGCAUAAAUAAACUGAAUACACUCAUAUUAUCUCUUUAGUCGGCUGCAGUAACAAUUAUUAGAUUUAAAUAUGGAAAAAAUGAAACAAUUAAAAAGAAAAAGAAAAAGCAAUUUUAGCGUUCAAGAAACUCAAACACUCCUUAAAGAAAUUAGAAAAAGAAAAGAGGUACUUUUUUCCAAGCAGCUUAAUACAACAAUUAAUGAGAUGAAACGAAAGGCUUGGGAGGAAAUAGCAGAGUGUGUGAAUGCUGUAGGUGAAGGAGAGCAAAGAACAGGGACAGAAGUGAAAAGGCGAUACCUUGAUUGGAGAGCUCUCAUGAAGAGAAAGCGUCUGAAUGCAAACAUCAAACUGGUAGGCACUGGGUUUCACCUUCCGUCAUCCGAUUUAGAUGACUCUGUUAAUGAAGAGAUGGAUGAGAAAAUGGGAUUUACAAAUGAAAACAGUUUUGAAUGGCUAAAUAUCACAGACUUCAGAGAAGCCAGCGGAUCUUUAACAGAAAUCAAGGUGGAAGAGGAGGAGGAGGAUCCACAGAAUUUUGAAUUUCCUAUUGAGGAAGAAGAGGAAAUUUUGUCAUCAGUUUUGCCAGAUUCCAAAAAGGAAAGUGACCUACCUGAUUUCACCCACAUUGAAGAGUUUGGAAAUCUGAGCUCUGCUCAAGCCCGGCUAGCCUACGAGGACUCUCAUUUGCUCAUAAACCUGGAGAAACAAAAACUAGAGCUGGAGAAACAGCGUCUGGAUAUUGAAGCUGAAAGACUACAAGUGGAGAAAGAGCGCCUGCAGAUCGAAAAGGAGCGAUUACGGCAUGUAGGCCUGGAGCAUGAGAGACUUCAACUGGAGAAGGAGCGGAUCCAGAUUGAGCGGGAGAAACUGAGGCUCGAGGCCCUGCGUGCUGAAAAACCUGCCCUGGAAAAUGACAUCACCCAGGUGGAAAAACCCAUCUUACAGCCUCUGGAUCUAGAAACUGAAAAAUUAAAACUCGAAAAGGAACGUUUGCAGUUAGAGAAAGAGAGGCUGCAGUUUUUAAAAUAUGAAUCUGAGAAGCUGCAGAUUGAGAAGGAACGUUUACAAGUGGAGAAAGAACGCCUUCGAAUUCAGCGAGAGGGUCACUUGCAGUGAACUUCUUGGCUAAGGUGUCAUUAAUAGUGUUUUGAUGUUCAAAUAUAAGUAGUUUUUUCUUAAUACAGAAACUGUCCUAGAGGUUUAACUUUCUUCUGUCCAAAAUUUAAUGUUGAUGUUAAACUAAAAAAAUAAAAAAUGAAAAGG